Messenger RNA from Fusarium vanettenii 77-13-4, 1806 nucleotides. RefSeq lists its product as uncharacterized. The record is from RefSeq and is a predicted model, not a curated record. The coding region runs from base 1 to 1806 and encodes 601 amino acids. Lineage: Eukaryota; Fungi; Ascomycota; Sordariomycetes; Hypocreales; Nectriaceae. The transcript has 9 exons.
AUGAUAGGACGAAAGCCGCGGAUUUGCGCCCUGACUUGCCUCUCUUGGAUAAUCCUCCAGCCCGGGUUUUCCAUGGAUGAAAAGGUAGCUGCCGAGGCAAGGCCUCUGCUUCGAGAACGUCCUAGACGACGACAGCGGUCAACUUUUGCUACCGUCUUGGCUCUUUUAGCAGCUACUGCGCUGAUCGCCUUUUUUCAUCGUCGUCCUGAGUCGAGAUUGGAUGAGAUUGGCCAUGAGUCUGAGCCGGAGCCAUGGAGCUGGAACGACCUAGAGCCUAGCCAAGAUCUCAAGUGGGAGACAUGUUAUACCAAAUUUGAGUGUGCCAGACUCGAUGUCCCUAUGGAUUGGCUCGACCCUUCAGACAAGCAGCGUGUCGUAGUUGGUGUCAUCAAGUUACCAGCAAAGUCCAAAGACAACCCUGUUUCUCCAGUCUUUGUCAACCCCGGUGAUAUUAUCAGCUUCGACCCUCGAGGAGUCGGCGUCUCUACACCUCGCGUAGAAUGCUGGGGCUCAGCCCAAAGGCGAAACCUCUGGACUCUCCAGGAAACACCCAUCGUCGACGAGCGCCCAGGCCUCAUAUACGAUGCCUACGCCCGUGCUUCGGCAUACUCUGGUGCCUGCGAGAUCGCUAUGGAGGAGACGGGUAUCAAUGCCCACCUCGGAACCGCAUCUAUUGCAAGGGAUAUGCUCGAGAUCCUCGACAAGACCGGCCAUGAGAAGCUGCGAUACUGGGGGUUUAGCUAUGGUACUAUUCUUGGAGGUGUUUUUGCUGGAUUGUUUCCUGAGCGUGUUGAGAGACUAGUCAGCGAUGGAAACGUCGAGUAUCACGACUGGUUCAACCUAGACCACAGCAAAUUCAUGUCCGAUGCCGACGCAAUCUUUGACGCCUUUGACAAGGCCUGUCACAAAGUCGGCCCCGAAGCAUGCGCCUUUUACGCCGAAACGCCAAAGGCAGUCCAGCAGCGCCGGAUCAACCUCCUUGAAAGUCUCAAGGCUUCUCCCGUUCUCAUCCCCGCGUGGUCUCACCCUUCGGGACCAGACCUACCGCGAUUGGUCACCUACUCGGAUGUUCAGCGACUUACGCAGCGAUGUAUCUACUCGCCGCUCGUCAAAUUUCCUCAAUUGGCCAAGAUCUAUGCCUCACUUGAGGGAGGUGACGGUGGACCUUUUUACGAUAUGUUGAUGGCGAGUGGUGGCGGUGCACUCGAGUCUAGCAAGAUGUGCUCCCUGGGUGACACUCCUUCUACAAGUCCCCUGGAGACAGCCAUGGAACUGGAUGCCUUCCCAACCAUCAUGUGUCUCGAUGCCGCAGCCGUCGAAAAGACACCAGAAGAAUUCGAGGCUUAUCUCAAACGAGUCAAGAGCAUCAGUCGUUGGGCGGGUGCCUUCAACAUCAACUUCCAUCUCUCCUGCGUGGGGAGAAAGACAAGGCCCAAGUGGCGCUUCUCAGAGAAGGAUAUCAAGAAAGACACUGCUCAUCCUAUCCUAUUCAUUGGAAACAUGGCCGACAACGUGACGCCCCUGCAGAGCGCCUUCAACAACUCGGCCAGGUUCCCCAGCUCAGUCGUCCUCAGGCAAAACUCAUACGGGCACUGCUCACUCGCCGCACCGUCGACCUGCACCGUCCAAUACAUCCGCAAGUACUUCCAGGACGGCACCCUCCCACCGGCUGGUUCCGAGUGUGACCCUGACUAUGACCUGUUUGAGAUGCCAGCCAAGGGGGAGGAGGCGACGAGCCUGGAUGAGCUCACGGCGGCAGUUCUGGAGUUGGUGCGUGAGGUUGAUAUUCCCAAGGGUAUCUGGUAG